CUACUCGUAAGUUUUAACUCAUGCCAAAAACGGGCCUCAUGUAUACCUGAACGCAGGAAAGCAAUUAGGGUUCGACAAUGGCGAGCGGUGGCGAGAAGAGAAUAAGGAAGAUUAGUGAGCUGACGGACGAAGAACUCGAAGUGGAAAUUUGGGGAAAGACGGGAACGAGGCCGCGCAUCGACAGAGCAGCCAUUGAUUACAGGCGUAACUUUCCAUUCGCCAAGGACUUCUUGGAAGAAAAAGGAAACCCCCCUGAUCAUGUACAUGUUCCCCCGAGUCGCCAGAUGUGGAGGAAGGACUUGUAUCCCCAAUUUCUCAGAGCAGUUAAGGUUCAAGAGGAAACAUACGAGGAAAGAUACAAAUUUACUGGAGAUUUUGAAAAAGAUGAUCAAGAAGCUCUUGUGUACCGCAGUAUUGAUGAUUAUAUCAAACUUAGCGAGGACGAAAAAAUCGCUACGAGAGAAUAUCAAAAAGAUAUGAGACGAUACCACAGAGACGAAGCGAAAAGCCGUGGUUUUGAUGUUGGGUCGUAUCCAUACAGAGAUUAUUUUGGGCUCACUGGUAUUGGUUACUUAUACUGUUAUUACAAACCACCCGAGGUGACGAUCCCUAAAGCUCGUUUGAUUACUCUGCUUCAUCUCUCUCGGUGGGCUGUUGCGGUGUACAACAGUUAUCAGGGAAAGCGUACGUGCUAUGGUAAUGUACGAGUGGUGAAGGCGAUGAGUUUUGGUUGUUUUGGUACAGAUUUGAAUAUCAGUUUUCAGGCUGCCUCCUCUUCUGGUGACUACCAAUUCCAAGCAACUGUGUUAGAUUGUGCUUUUCCACCAGAUGUACCCUAUUCAUCCUUUAAGAUUGUCCUUGUUAGGAAAUUGAUGUCAGGAGAAGAAAUAGACCCUCCGGAAGAAAUUGAUUAUGUGGGUGUGCGAUUCCUCCCCGUAUUUCCCUUUAGUAUGGAAAAGCUCUCCGAUUUUGAUGAGAAAGAACCACAAUCAGCUAAUGUUCUCCACUUUUAUUGUGAACCCAAAGUACCAUAUCCCGAUUGGCUGUCACUGAUAUCCGUUGAUCUGCCCCUCAAUCUCUGUGAGUUUGUUCUCCACCAGUAUAACAUUGCUCUCCACCGGUUUGACAGUGAUAAGGAUGAAGAUGAUGAAAUAUAUGACAAAGUUAAAGUUCUCCGUGUGAUUGAUGUAUUGAGAACAUUGGAUGCUGAAAACGGGACAACUUACUAUGUCACAUUUGAAGCCUCCUUACUUGAUGACGAAGGGAAUCCUCAAGUCUUCGAAACAAAAUUAUUUAUGUCUCCCCUGAUCCCAACUACAAAGAUAAGGAUUAAAUUUGUCAGGGUCAAGAGCAACUGACUAAAGGAUACUCUUCUUGAUUGGAUUAUGAUUGUUAUUGAUACUGAAUAGGUUUUGUGAGGCUGCAGGGUGUUUUUAACAAAGAAGAGGAGUAUUAGGAGUAAAGUGUUAGGGAUUUAUUUUAUUUCGUGGGGUUGAUUGUUUUAAGGUGCAUCUUUGAAUCAAUGUUGUAAAUCAGUUGCUCCUGAGGUUGAUCGUGACUAAAAGCCGGUGAAAAGUUUAUCGAUGCCUAGUGAAGGGAGGUCAAGGUAUAAUGAUAAGCAGGCAAUCACUCUGAUCACUGUGCAUGCUAGGAAUAUUGAGAAUGAAAGGAAUCAGGCACAGUGUGUUUUUCAUGGGUACCAUCGUAGCUUCGGAGGAAUUUCUAAAAGUAGUAAAUCAGGGUUGGUUGCAGUAGGGUGGGCUUCAUGGGUGGUUAAAGAUGUUGGUGAAGAUCUCAUGGGGUGGGUGCCAAGAAAAGAGAAGUCUUUUCACAUUUUAGAUAAUAUAAGAGAAGACAAUUAUAACAUAGUUUAUCGGACUCUUGAUCUGGAAAAAAAGAAGAUUGUUGCUUUGAAGAAAAUAACAUUCAACAAUCUUGCAGGAAUUACAUUUCGCCCUGGUCUAAAGUCUACAGAACCUCAGAUCAAAUGAUGCAUGAGGCUAUUUUGUGGACUUGACUAUUGCCACAGUCAGGGCAUUCUGCAUCGUGACAUUAAAGGCUCCAAUUUUUGCUUGACAAUAAUGAAAAUUUGAAGAUAGCAGAUUUUGGCUUGGCAUACUAUUACGAUCCAGCACAAGUCUGGCAAUUUACAAAUCGUGUUGUUACUCUCUGGUACCUAUCACCUGAGCUCUUGCUCGGUGCCAGUUCUUGUGAUAGUGCCAGAGAUUUAUGGACCACUGGUUGCAUUCUUGUUGAAUUAUAUGAAGGACUCCUGGCAAAUGACUUGUAAAUAAGUUGUUGCAGACAAUUAUACAUGUAUGGCUACUAGAAAGAUAAAUAGCUGAAAUUGCAGCAGUAUCACAUAUAUCAUCUCUAAUUUCACACAUAAUGUCGCAUAAGCUGUCAUGAAUUUAUGCAUUACACAAAUUCAAAAUGAGGAAAAAAAAAAGCGACUAAUUAUAAUAUAUUAUAAUCUUGAUGUAAAAGAAACUAACAUAA
Molecule: messenger RNA, 2499 nt
Organism: Daucus carota subsp. sativus
Lineage: Eukaryota; Viridiplantae; Streptophyta; Magnoliopsida; Apiales; Apiaceae
Exons: 7
Coding region: 78-1358 (426 amino acids)
Source: RefSeq, a predicted model, not a curated record